Carassius gibelio (silver crucian carp) is the source of this 1368-nucleotide messenger RNA. RefSeq names its product GTPase IMAP family member 7. Lineage: Eukaryota; Metazoa; Chordata; Actinopteri; Cypriniformes; Cyprinidae. Gene Ontology annotation, molecular function: GTP binding. The record is from RefSeq and is a predicted model, not a curated record. The transcript has 4 exons. The coding region runs from base 115 to 1116 and encodes 333 amino acids.
AGUCUAUACCCGACAACCCUUCCUGUGACGCAAGAACAAUUUUAGCAAGUUUUUGAGUAAACGAAACUUUUGUUGGAAACAAAAACGGACCCAGUUAACAUCUGUACAUGCACGAUGUGCCCUUCAUUUAAAGCUGUGCAGGACACUUCUCCUGAACCAUCAACAACGACCUCAAAGUUUUGGGAUGCAUUUGUCUCCCCAGAACUACUGAUACUUUGUAUAAUUGUCCCUGCUAUUGCAAUAGGGAUUCAGAUCUCCAAGCAACAAAAACAAGAUUUGGAUGAUGUAGGCGAUCCACUCCGGAUUCUAUUGGUUGGAAAAACAGGGGUGGGGAAAAGUGCAACAGGCAACACUAUCCUGCGACAGAAGUUUUUCAAAUCAGAGAUAUCAUCUUCCUCUGUGACUGGACAGUGUGAAAAGUUUCAUGCAAUAAUAAAUGGCAGAAAGUUAUCUGUCAUUGACUCUCCAGGUCUGUUUGACACCAGCCUAACUGUAGAUGAAGUGGUCAACAGAAUUAAACUCUGUAUCCCUCUCUCUGCUCCUGGUCCACACGUCUUCUUAGUUGUGAUUCAGCUCGGCAGAUUCACUGAUGAAGAAGCAAAAGCUGUAAGAAUCAUUCAAGCUGUUUUUGGUGAGGAAUCCUCCAAUUACAUCAUGACAUUGUUCACUCAUGGAGAUCGACUGGAGGGCAAAAACAUUCACACAUUUGUGCGGGAAAACCCAAAACUGCUCAGUUUCAUCAAAACAUGCAGUGGACGAUACCAUGUGUUCAAUAAUAAAGCACAAAACCCUGAACAGGUCAAUCAGUUGCUCGACCAGAUUGAUAAAAUGGUCACUGGGAAUGGUGGUCAAUACUACACCAGUGAGAUGCUUGAAAGGGUAGAGAGAGCGAUUGAGAAAGAGAAACAACGUCUCCUGAAGGAGAAUGAGGAGCAGAGACAGAGAGAGAUAGAAGCUCUGAGGGCUCAACUUGAAGAUGAGGCCUAUGACAAAGCAUUAAAAAAGUUAAACAAUAAAUAUGAAGAGGAGGCAAGAAUCCAAGCAGAGACUGGGCUUCCAUACUUGAUCCACUUGGUCAGUUCUUUGAUUAAAUCAUUAAGCAAAUUCUUCUGGUGAUCUGGUGCACAAAAACUGUGGCUAGAAAAAGUUUUUUUAAAUAUUUACUUUACAAAGACUUAUUAAUAAAUAGAAACAAAGCGUGUUUACAUUAUUCUGGGGAAUAUGGAAUCUGACUGUUUAAUAAUUUGAAAGUGGGUAUAUGAAGGUGCAAGAAAAAUGUCUGAGAAAUGUGUCUCUGUAUUGCAUGCUCUAUAUAAAUGAAGGACUGCUUUCAUUUUUGUGAUCUAUAUAAAUUGUACUUGAGAUUUG